Molecule: messenger RNA, 888 nt
Organism: Protopolystoma xenopodis
Lineage: Eukaryota; Metazoa; Platyhelminthes; Monogenea; Polystomatidea; Polystomatidae
Source: the annotation of a GenBank genome assembly
ACACUUCACAUUCGGCUGCCCAACAAUCUUCCGCCUAGCCAUAGGGGUGAAUUGGCUAAGUUUGCUUACAAGGUUGUAUUGGUUCUCGAGAUUAUGUUUCACGAGCCUGUCGACAGCUCAGGUACCUCCAGGCUACCGGCUCGCCUUACGCACGUCCUACAACUACCUCUUCGUCUGCUGCCUCCAGUCUGGAUCUACGCUGCCCCCGCAAAUAGAGGCAAUAAUAGUGGCAGUCGUAAUGACUCGCUCUUGCAUGGCCAUGUUUAUUCUCCUUCCCAGACUAUUCCUUCAUCCUAUUCAAGCAACCCUUUCUUACAUACCAGUGGCCGAAAUAUAAGCGCACGUAGUCAUAAUCGACCCCGUCUGCGUCGAUUUCCGCCUGGAACCAUAAAAGAAUCGACUGGUCUCCUCUCAGAUCCUUGUACUUCUGAGUCAUCCGGCUUGCCCGGAUAUAUUUAUGGGCCCGACUCCGAUCUCAAGUCUGACCUGAACCUCCCACAAUAUCCCUAUCACGAUCCACUCUCCGGCUCAUACUUCGACACAAGCUCUGGCUCUGACUCUGACUCCUCAUCCUUCACAAUAACUUUGCCGGAACCUAUCGAGUUUGGCUCAAAACUGCCGGACUAUUCGACUAGCUACCACUCUUUGAAAGAUUUUACUUUUCCCCAUAACCCCAUCUCUGCAGUACCUGAUGAUUGCGCACCUGUCGGAAAACGAACAGCUACUGCUGGACAGAUACGGGCCUCAUUGAGCGAGGCAACAGACGCUCUGAAAGACGAGAUAGUGCCGUCUUAUAAGUCAUUCCAGAAUUCCAGUCAACUUCAUGAAACAGCCUGUUUGGAGGUUAAUCAUUAUUUUUCCGAACAGUCUAAUGGUGCAUAUAUGUAA